UUGCCGGUGAUUAGUGGCAGAAGUUUCCCCGAGUCCGAGCAAACGAAAUGCGUACAUUUGUUUGCCUUGCCCUGGCGGCCAUUCUCCUGGUCGCCGGCACUUCAGCGGCCACAUAUGAUGCGGCUGCCCAGCUUUUAGAUGUGGAUGCAGGUGUCCAAACACCGUUGGCCGCUCGGCAGGUUCGUCAAUUUGGAGGUCCAGGAGGCGGCUAUGGAGGCUUUGGAGGCGGAAGACCGGGAGGCGGCUAUGGAGGAUUUGGAGGCGGCUUCGGAGGACCAGGAGGUGGCUUCGGACGACCAGGAGGUGGCUUCGGAGGACCAGGAGGUGGCUUCGGAGGACCCGGCGGCUUCGGAGGACCAGGAGGCGGCUUCGGAGGACCUGGCGGCUUCGGAGGACCAGGAGGUGGCUUUGGAGGCUUCCGAGGCUAAAUAGCAACCAGCAAUCAUCUGUGACUGACUUAGCUUAACUCACUAGAAAUAGAAUGUGUAAUCAAAGUGCAAUCAAGCACG
Molecule: messenger RNA, 509 nt
Organism: Drosophila kikkawai
Lineage: Eukaryota; Metazoa; Arthropoda; Insecta; Diptera; Drosophilidae
Product: protein FAM98B
Source: RefSeq, a predicted model, not a curated record